Lindgomyces ingoldianus is the source of this 953-nucleotide messenger RNA. RefSeq names its product casein kinase 1 epsilon. NCBI's taxonomy places the organism in Eukaryota, Fungi, Ascomycota, Dothideomycetes, Pleosporales, Lindgomycetaceae. Gene Ontology annotation, biological process: peptidyl-serine phosphorylation; signal transduction. The record is from RefSeq and is a predicted model, not a curated record. The transcript is spliced from 4 exons. Gene Ontology annotation, cellular component: cytoplasm; nucleus. Bases 40 to 936 code for a protein of 298 amino acids. Gene Ontology annotation, molecular function: ATP binding; protein serine/threonine kinase activity.
GUUUGCGAUUGUUGACAUGUGCCCCCUUUCUUCCCCGCCAUGAAACCUCUCAUCGUGCGAGACAAAUAUCAGCUAGACCUUCGACUAGGCAGUGGCUCGUACGGCGAAGUGUAUCAAGGCCAUGACAUCGAAACCGGCGAAGAAGUUGCUCUCAAACUCGAGUACAGCCAAGUUAGUCCUUCGCAGCUCGGAAAUGAGGUCGAAAUUUAUAAAAAGCUGGAUGGCGGACAUGGCAUCCCCCGGGUAUACUGGUACGGCUCCGAAUGCGAGUUCAGAGUGAUGGCAUUUGAGCUCUUGGGGCCAAGUCUGGAGGACCUCUUCAACUACUGCGACCGGAAAUUCUCUCUAAAGACUGUACUGUUGCUCGUGGACCAGCUCAUCCCUCGCUUCCAGCAUAUCCAUUCGAAGGGGUACAUUCACAGAGACAUCAAACCAGACAAUCUGCUUAUGGGUGUCGGCACACAAGGCAACACAGUCUACACGACGGAUAUUGGUCUGGCUAAAGAGAUUGAGGAUCCGGAUAGGCGCACGUACUCAGUGGUCGGCACGCUGCGAUAUGCCAGCAUCAACGCGCACUUAAGGAAAGAGCAGUCCCCUCACGACGAUAUGGAAUCGCUUGGAUAUCAGGGCCUGAAGUGUAAAUCGAAGGACAAGGAGAAGAUCAUAUUACAGAAGAAGCAGCAAGCAGAGGAGUGCGGCCUCUUCGAGGGAGCUUCCAUUGAGUUCAAGAAAUACUUUGAGCUCAUCCGCUCGGGCAAGGAACUCGACUAUGGACGUUUACGACGCCUAUUCCGCGGUUUGUUCUGUCGCCAGCACUUCCAGUAUGACAACGUCUUUGAUUGGACUAUACGAAUGUUCCAGGAGAAGCUGAAAGCAGAGCAGGAGACGUCAGAGGCAGAACAAAAUACGCCGGAAGCAGAACAGGAGACGAACUGAUACUCUCCAACGAAAUU